AUGGAGGACUUCUUUCGUUCAGCCAAUUGGACGGCGAGGCGAGGCAUUCUUCGUGAGAUAGCCCGAUGCUGGGAUGAAUCACUCAAUAGUGAAAAUGGAACUGGAACUAGUGCUUUCAUUUUCACGGGGACAGGAUUGUCCAGAGAACUUAUAUCCGACGUGAUUUCCUCUGUUGUUGUGAAGACACAAUCCUUGUCCAACGUUUAUAAUACUGGCGCGUUCGAUGACUUCAAAGCCCAGACAGUAUACUUGGAAAAGUUUUUCCCUCCGGAUAUAUGGCACACUUCUGGCCACCUUCGGAAUAGAAUUUACUAUUGGCUGCGAGGCAGGCAACUAAUUGAUGUUUAUAGAUAUAGGUUUACUGCGGAGUAUAUGUCUCUUGCAUUACAAUGUGGAUAUCAAAAUAUGCAUCAACUCCUGGACCAAUACAUCUACAGCGUAGCCUGCUUCCGCCCUGCAGAUUUUGAGGACCCCGAGAAAGACUUAUUUGGGAUUGUUGAACUACCUAGUCCAGCAUUUGGAUUCGAAAAACUCAACGAAAGGAUGAGGCAGAAAAUAAAAACCAUUGCUCACGAAUACCUUUUCACCUCGAAAUUGGCAACUUACUUGGGAAGUGAUGAAAGAGCAUACAUUGAACUCGGGCUUGCAAGAAUAAGCGGCUAUGAUGGGAAAAAGUCAGUCAAAAUUGACGAGCCUCUGGUU
Molecule: messenger RNA, 702 nt
Organism: Lentinula edodes (shiitake mushroom)
Lineage: Eukaryota; Fungi; Basidiomycota; Agaricomycetes; Agaricales; Omphalotaceae
Exons: 2
Source: RefSeq, a predicted model, not a curated record